AUGCUUAGGUUAUCAAGAAGUAUCGACCAAAGACUGCUUCAGUGCGGUGCCAUGAGACAGCUGCGGGCCGCGAGCGUGGGUUGCAGUGGCUCUAAAUUGCUCACUCAAAGGGGAUUCUCCACUAGGGCAGGCCUGUGGCAAACAAACGACAAGAAACCCUUGAGUAGAGUUCCCGUGGGCGGCGCACCCAUCCCAAAGGACCACAAGAGGGCGAGCGAGGGUUCUAUUGAGUUUUCCACGGGAAAGGCCAUUGCCCUGUUCCUCGCAGUCGGUGGGGCAAUCUCGUACUUCUUCAACAGGGAAAAGAACAGAAUCGAGACUCAAAAGGAGGCAGACGCGAAUAGAGGGUACGGGAAGCCCUCUCUGGGUGGGCCCUUCCAUCUGGAGGACAUGAACGGUAAUGAGUUCACAGAGAAAGAUCUUCUCGGCAAGUUUUCCAUAUUGUACUUUGGGUUCAGCAACUGUCCCGACAUCUGUCCCGAUGAGCUGGACCAGCUGGGCGUGUGGCUAAACGACUUGUCGUCUAAGCACGGUAUCACUCUGCAGCCUCUCUUUGUCACUUGUGACCCGGCAAGAGACUCUCCAGCGGUUUUGAAGGAGUACUUGAGCGACUUCCAUCCCUCCAUCUUGGGACUGACGGGCACGUUCGACGAGGUGAAGAACGCAUGCAAGAAGUACAGGGUGUACUUCUCCACGCCACCAAACGUCAAGCCAGGCCAGGACUACUUGGUGGACCACUCCAUCUUCUUCUACCUCAUGGACCCCGAGGGCCAGUUUGUAGACGCCCUGGGCAGGAACUACGACGAGAAGACGGGCGUUGACAAGAUUGUGCAGCAUGUCAAGAGCUACGUGCCUGCAGAGCAGCGCGCCAAGCAGAAGGAGGCGUGGUACUCCUUCCUAUUCAAAUAG
This is a messenger RNA of Saccharomyces eubayanus, 909 nucleotides long. RefSeq names its product Cu-binding protein SCO1 (gene SCO1). Lineage: Eukaryota; Fungi; Ascomycota; Saccharomycetes; Saccharomycetales; Saccharomycetaceae. Gene Ontology annotation, molecular function: copper chaperone activity; copper ion binding. The transcript has a single exon. Gene Ontology annotation, cellular component: mitochondrial inner membrane. The record is from RefSeq and is a predicted model, not a curated record. Gene Ontology annotation, biological process: intracellular copper ion homeostasis; mitochondrial respiratory chain complex IV assembly. The coding region runs from base 1 to 909 and encodes 302 amino acids.